AUGUCCCUCAUUCCAUCCUUCCGCCAAGCAUCCUCCACAGCCACCCGAGGCUUCUCUCGAUCUAUUCGCCCUUCGCGAGUCGCCUACGUCCCCUUGUCCUCUUCACCACUCGCCUUCACCCGUCACGCCUCAACCGCUCCCAAAACCAAAUCCAAAUUGACCGAAGAUCUCGAAAAGAAAGUCGAAGCGCAAAAGGCGCAAAUGGCGCGGGCGGAGAAGGCCAAUCCUGCAAUGAGUUUUGGCACUCAGACAUUACCUGUUUUUGAGCCCUUUUUGGACCCUCCCACAAAGUUGCCCGAGUUCCUGCACAGAGUCUGGAAUAAAGUCAAUCCCUGGAUCAAGGUCGACCCGGAAGCAGAGGAAUUCAGGCGUGAAAGAUAUUCAUACACGGUUCAAACGAUUGGCGAAUUGAUGGCAAAGAGAGCUCUGGAGGAGUACAGAACUUCGUUCUUGGUCCAUACGCCUUCCCCAGCUCGUCACAUGUGGCUAUGGAUGCGAGGACCGGGAGCGGCGUCAAAAACCGUAAAGGCUUUUGCUCAAAAGUAUUACGAGUACAUGCAGUGCCAAGCUUCGGGCACUAUCGGUCAAGCCUUGGCUCUCUCCAAAGAUGAAGCGUACAAGACGGCUCAGCACAUCAUCCGCAACAGGAAGGACAAGUUGACAUGGCAGUUGGUCAAGGAGAACAAGCCACCCGUGCUUCUUUCUGCUCGAAUGACCAUGAUAGAUCCCAGAGAUAUGAAGAUUGGUGCGCAGAUCGUGGUUGCGUUUGACACUCAGCAGGCUCUGAUCACCCACAAAUCGAAUGGGACAGCGACCAGGCGGACCAGGCGUGUUGAGGAGAUGAUGAUCUUUGAGAGAUUGAUUCCCCAUAGGGAUGGGUGGAAGAUCAAGGGCAAGCUGGUGCCAAAGGAGAAUAUAGUGACGCAGGUUCCGUCCUCUCCCGCACCCAGUUACCACGGCAUAGAAAAGUAG
Cryptococcus wingfieldii CBS 7118 is the source of this 972-nucleotide messenger RNA. RefSeq lists its product as hypothetical. The coding region runs from base 1 to 972 and encodes 323 amino acids. The record is from RefSeq and is a predicted model, not a curated record. Gene Ontology annotation, cellular component: mitochondrion; mitochondrial inner membrane. Gene Ontology annotation, biological process: protein insertion into mitochondrial inner membrane from matrix. NCBI's taxonomy places the organism in Eukaryota, Fungi, Basidiomycota, Tremellomycetes, Tremellales, Cryptococcaceae. The transcript has 5 exons.